AGUAAGCCGUCGAAGUUCAAAGUUUUAAAAUCUUAUAUUUAUUCAGGAAAGAGAAAACUUAUUACUACAAUGGAUUUUAGUGAUAUUGAAAAAUCAAAAUUUUUUAAAAAUGAAAAAAAUUUAAAAAAAAAUUCUAACCAUCAAACUAUUAUUAAAACUAAAAAAAAAAAUUCAAAAUCAAUAAACAGCAGUAAUUUUGAAUGCGAUAAUACUGUUAAUGUAGAUAAUAUACAAAUAAAUAAUAUAAAAAGUACAUUUUCAAAAUGGUCUCCGAGUAAUUGGAAAAAACAUUUAAAUAAUAUUAAAGAAAUGCGUAGAAAUUAUACUGCUCCUGUUGACAGAAUGGGCUGUCAGAAAUGUGCAGAUGAGUCGGAAAGUGGUCCAGUUUUCCGAUUUCAAACAUUAAUAGCUUUAAUGUUGAGCAGUCAAACUAGAGAUCAAAUUACUCAUAACGCAAUGCAACGUUUAAAAGAAUGUAGAUGUACACCAGAAUAUAUUAUUUCUAUUUCAGAUGAAGAACUUGGAAAACUUAUAUUUCCAGUCAGUUUUUGGAAGCGUAAAGUGCAAUAUUUGAAAAAGACAUCAAAAAUUGUACUUGAAAAGUAUAAUGGUGACAUUCCAACCAAUAUACACGAGCUUUCAAAUUUACCAGGUGUUGGACCAAAAAUGGCUCAUAUAUGUAUGAAUAUAGCUUGGAACAAAAUAUCUGGAAUUGGUGUCGAUACACAUGUACACAGAAUUAGUAAUCGCUUAAAAUGGGUGCCUAAACCAACUAAGAGUCCAGAAGAAACGAGACUUGCCUUAGAAUCUUGGCUCCCUAAAGAGCUGUGGAGAGAUAUUAAUUAUCUAUUUGUUGGCUUUGGCCAAGAAAUUUGUCGGUCACAGCAACCAAGAUGUUUGCAGUGUUUGAAUAAGUCUAUCUGUUGUUAUAAUAAUCAAUAUCAAUUUUAAAUUUUUUUUUAUUUUUAGUAAAGAAGUACUUAAUAG
Molecule: messenger RNA, 987 nt
Organism: Ceratosolen solmsi marchali
Lineage: Eukaryota; Metazoa; Arthropoda; Insecta; Hymenoptera; Agaonidae
Gene: Nthl1
Product: Nth-like DNA glycosylase 1
Exons: 2
Coding region: 70-951 (293 amino acids)
Biological process (GO): base-excision repair; nucleotide-excision repair; base-excision repair, AP site formation
Cellular component (GO): nucleus
Molecular function (GO): DNA-(apurinic or apyrimidinic site) endonuclease activity; DNA binding; oxidized pyrimidine nucleobase lesion DNA N-glycosylase activity
Source: RefSeq, a predicted model, not a curated record